GGCUAGGAAAGGGGCGGGGCUCGCUCCGACCUGGACCUGGAGCUGUCCUCGCCCUUUCUGGCCGCCGCCUCUUCCCCGCGCUGCGCAGGGCUUCUCCUUUAGGCGCCGCGGGACCAGAGCGUCGGCUUCCAGGCACAGGCGUGUGUCACCGUGCCUGGCUGUUUCCAGUGUGGCUCUGAACUCACAGAAAUCCAGACAGAUCUCUGCCUUCGGAAUACUAGGAUUAAAGGUCUCCCAGAGGACAAGGAAGAUGGAAGAAUCUGCAGACCAGCUGCAGCCGCUGACCGAGAGUCAGGUAGCCAACUCUGAGGGCGGAUAUGUAUGGCAGGUCACAGACAUGAACCGGCUGCACCGCUUCUUGUGUUUUGGUUCUGAAGGUGGCACCUACUAUAUCAAAGAACAGAAGCUGGGUCUUGAAAAUGCCGAAGCCUUAAUCAGACUGAUUGAAGAUGGCAGAGGAGGCGAAGUGAUACAGGAAAUCAAGUCCUUUAGUCAGGAAGGCAGGACUGCCAAACAAGAGCCUUUGCUGUUUGCCCUUGCCAUCUGUUCCCAGUGUUCGGACAUAAAGACAAAGCAGGCAGCCUUUAAAGCUGUGCCUGAGGUCUGUCGCAUUCCAACCCACCUCUUCACCUUCAUCCAGUUCAAGAAGGACCUGAAGGAAAGCAUGAGGUGCGGCAUGUGGGGUCGUGCUCUCCGGAAGGCCGUGGCAGACUGGUAUAAUGAGAAGGGUGGCAUGGCCAUUGCUCUGGCCGUUACGAAGUAUAAACAGAGAAAUGGCUGGUCUCACAAAGACCUCUUAAGACUGUCACAUCUUAAACCUUCCAGCGAAGGACUUGCUAUUGUGACCAAAUAUAUUACAAAGGGCUGGAAAGAGGUCCAUGAACUGUAUAAAGAAAAAGCACUUUCUGUGGAGACUGAAAAACUGUUAAAGUAUCUGGAGGCUGUGGAGAAAGUGAAGCGUACAAAAGAUGAGCUGGAAGUCAUUCAUCUAAUUGAAGAACACCAGUUAGUCAGGGAACAUCUGCUCACAAAUCACUUGAAGUCUAAAGAGGUAUGGAAGGCUUUGUUACAAGAAAUGCCUCUGACUGCACUGCUGAGGAAUCUGGGAAAGAUGACUGCUAAUUCAGUGCUUGAACCAGGAAACUCUGAAGUUGCUCUAGUGUGUGAAAAGCUGUGCAAUGAAAAACUGCUCAAAAAGGCUCGUAUACAUCCAUUUCAUGUUCUAAUUGCGUUAGAAACCUACAGAACAGGCCAUGGGCUCAGAGGAAAACUGAAGUGGACUCCAGAUAAAGAAAUUUUGCAAGCAUUAGAUGCUGCAUUUUAUAAAACAUUUAAGACGGUCGAGCCGACUGGGAAGCGUUUCUUGCUAGCUGUUGAUGUCAGUGCAUCUAUGAACCAGAGAGUUCUGGGUAGUAUACUCAAUGCUAGUACUGUUGCUGCAGCAAUGUGCAUGGUGGUCACGAGAACAGAAAAAGAGUCUUCAGUGGUUGCUUUUGCAUGUGAUAUGGUACCGUUUCCUGUGACUACAGACAUGACCUUACAGCAGGUUUUAACGGCUAUGAAUAAAGUCCCAGCUGGUAGCACCGAUUGCUCUCUUCCAAUGAUCUGGGCCCAGAAGACAAACACAGCUGCCGAUGUCUUCAUUGUAUUCACCGAUAAUGAGACCUUUGCCGGACAGGUGCAUCCUGCUGUUGCCCUGAGGGAGUACCGACAGAAAAUGGAUAUUCCUGCUAAAUUGAUUGUUUGUGGGAUGACAUCAAAUGGUUUUACCAUCGCAGACCCUGAUGAUAGAGGCAUGUUGGAUAUGUGCGGCUUUGAUACUUCAGCUCUGGAUGUAAUUCGAAAUUUCACGUUGGAUAUAAUUUAACCCUAAGUACCGGAAUGACCUGAGGGGUCCACUGCUGCAGUGGACUUCAGUGAAAAGUCACAGCUACUUCCCAGCUAACUGCAGCAGUGAGAAGUGUCAACAGUGUGUGCGUGGUGGAAAUGGACUUUGCCAAGAACAGGAAACGAGGGAAGGAAGGAAAAACAUGUCGAGCCCAAAGGUGCAUGUACUCAGCUAGCUCUUGAGAAGUCUUCAGGACACUGUAGCUUUCUCUAUAGCGAACCUCUUUUUGAUAGAAACUGUAAAAUAGUCACGUUUUCCUCUGGGGAAUCACAUUUGUACUUAACACAGGGGACAUCCUAACGUGUAAGUAGCCUCCCACGUCACUUUUUGGGAAGUGCUUGUUUUCUUAAAUGUUUUCACUGGAAAAGGACAGUUUUGAUAAUGUCCAAAUACUCUGAGGUGCACUAGACCGUGUGACUGUGAUGGAAGUGGGCCUCACGAAGUAAACCUUCAUACCAGGGGUUAAAAAUACAAAGACACUCGGGAAAGCCAAAUUAUGAUGAGUUUUACAAAUUCAGAGUUUUCUAAGAUCAUACAAACAACAGCUUUCUUAUUCAGCGAAAAAGAUGUUUUAUUUCAGGUGUUUUAUUUGUACUUGUUAGAAUUUGUUACCAUUUGGUCAAAACAUGAUGGAAGUCCCUAAGGGACUUGUUGAGUUUGUGUAGGCUGAGGAAUUUGCUUUGUAUCCUUGUAGUUACUGCCAUAAGUGGAGACAUACUUAAUGAUUCCCUCUGAGCAACAACAGUGUUUCAUGCACUUAAUGCUUUCCUGUUUUCAUAUUUGUCAUGAAAACAAAAUGUUUCCCAUACUUAAGUCCCCUCCAUCCAUAAUCCUGAUAAGUAUAACAAUUAAAAUCUCAACUGUAAAGACAUAGCUUUUCCCAUACCCCUAAAAUACCUUUAACUAAUUUUUAUAUUUUUCUAAUAUUAAGUUUAUCUGUAGUCUUUUAUAUUUUUGUCCACUAUUCAUCUUGUGUCUAAUUUCUUUUUUGAUAGAAAUAUAGAAAGCAUAGAAAUAAUAAAGCAAGCUAGAUCCUUCAAGUUCAAAGGCAAUUUUAAAGUAGGCAACUAUCAACCAGUCAGUCCAUGUAGGAAAUUUAAAAACACGUUUUGUACAAACUAAACUUCUUUUUCACCAUAUUAACAUACAUUCUUUUCUUGAGCAGACAUGUGUUUUCACUGGGGAGUUUAGCGUGAAAAUAGCCUAUUGAAAGGCCAGUAGCUUUUCCCUUGAUUUUGUAAUGGUAUCUAAGGUAGUUUAUAUUAAAACUUUAAUUUUUUAUGUAUUCUUUAAAUAUUAAAGGUUUACUAGGGACUUAAAAAGCCCUCUCACUUUAUAUGAAAAGUCAAAAACUAGUAAGUGUAGGUUAUAUAACUUUAUAUGUGUGUAGGGGGUGAAGUUUUUUAUUUGGGGAAGAAAGGGUCUUUGCUAUUGUGAGGAUUUGUGUACAUAUUUUCUUCUCUUUCCCAAGAAAACUAGGCUCUGAGAAUAAGAAAAUGUCCCCUUGAGGUAGAUUUGACAUAUUAAUGAGGUUGAUAUGUAGCUAUUCUUUCAAGACAGUAACAAUUCUUCAGUGUUAUUAGCAAAGAGAGCAUCACCUCCCACUCAACACCAUCGCUUCUGAUGCUAUUCUGGCUUUAGUGCGGUCACAUGUGGUUUCACAUCUUUCCUCCUGAUACACUCAAGUUUCAUAUUCAAAUUGAAUUUAAGGUUCAAAACCCUAAGAAUUACAUGAGAGCUACUGACUUCUUUAAACCCAUGGUCUAGGUUUUAAUAUGAUGUAACUUAUAUGAAAUGUUACAGGGAAUAUUAUAUAAGUGCUUAUUUCUUUUACUUCUCUGCUGUUUAGCUAGUGCUUUUAGGCAAGCAGAGUAUGUCUAGGAGCAAACAUUUACUCCGUCAAGGAAAUCAGAUUAGCGGUGACUCUUCAACAGCAUUUAGGUAGGCCUAAUAAAUAGGUUAAGAGUGAAGACAGAAGCCAGGUGUGGUGACACAAGCCUUAGUCCUAGGCCUGGGGAGGCAGGGGCAGGUAGAUCUCUAAGUUAGAGGCCAGCCCACUGUACUUAGCAAGUUCCAAGCCAGUGAGGGCUAAGUAGUGAGACCCUGUCUCAAAAAAAAGUUUUAAGAAAGAAAAAAGGAAAACAAAGGAAGGCCCCUCUGAAAGCAAUUUUAUCUUCAAAUCACAGAGUGGAAAAAAAUCUUAGAGGGUUGUUUGUUUGUUUGUUUGUUUGUUUGUUUGUUUGUUUGAGACAGGGUCUCUCUGCAUAGUCCUGGCUGUCCUGAAGCUCGCUCUGUAGACCAGGCUGGCCUCGAACUCACAGAGAUUCUCCUGCCUCUGCCUCCCAAGUGCUAGGGUUAAAGGCGUACGCCACCAUGCCCAGCCUAAUGUUGGAUGAUUUUGGAGAGGGGCGGCCUAGAAGGGUUUGCCUCUCUGCUUACCAUUCUAGCUUUUCCUUUCUCAUACAUGGGAGCACAUUGAUUUAGCAAGAGGGACAGGAGAAUUAUGCAAAACUUUUACCUUAUUUAGACAUUAGGAAUUGAUAAUAUGCAUGAUUGCUUUAGGAAAUUGUGAAUAUGUAUGGUUUUUUUAUUUGGAAUAACUCUCAAACACAAUUAUGUCUUAACAGCCUAUGUUGCUAUAUAAUAUAGCUCCAUAGAAAGGCUUUUUUUUUUUUUAACCUCAUUAAGCAUAGGAUAUAC
This is a messenger RNA of Peromyscus californicus insignis, 4588 nucleotides long. It is a transcript of the gene Ro60, whose product is annotated as Ro60, Y RNA binding protein. Gene Ontology annotation, molecular function: RNA binding. Bases 251 to 1867 code for a protein of 538 amino acids. Gene Ontology annotation, cellular component: ribonucleoprotein complex. NCBI's taxonomy places the organism in Eukaryota, Metazoa, Chordata, Mammalia, Rodentia, Cricetidae. The transcript has 10 exons. The record is from RefSeq and is a predicted model, not a curated record.